AAACAAGAUGGAUAACAUGGCCGAUGCGCAAGAAGGAUCCUGGCGAUCCCAAAAUUUUCGUCAAAAUGUCAGAGGUAAAAUUGAAGAAGCCAUCAGGCAGUCGGGAAAUCCUACCACAAAAAGUGUUGCAGAAAUGGAAAAUCAUGUUUUUCAAAAAGCUAAAACAAAGGAAGAGUAUUUGAGUUUUGUUGCAAGAUUGAUUAUUCAUGUUCGAGAAAUGAAUUCGAAAAAAGCAAUGACAGGUCCAUCCACAAACAUGGCUUCUGCUGGCGGAGUUGGCGGUCAAGUAGCAUCUGACCCAAUGAGUGCUCUCAGAAGCAUGGCAGGACAAGGCAGUGGCGGCUCCGUCACAAUCCAAUCUCAGUCCGGACAGACACAGAUGACCGCAUCCCUCUUGACAGCAUCUGGUGGCAGCAUUAGUCAGAUGACCACGCCACCCAACCCGCAGCCGCAGAUUCCGGUUCAGAACCUGGGUCCGGGGAUCUCUUCUUCGUCGGGGCCCAAUGUGGUCACGUCUUCCAUCAAUCCGCAAGGAAUGAGUCCGAUGGUCAUGCAACAGAGGUUUAUAGGACCUGGUGUUCUGUCAUCACAACAAAUUCAGCAGAGACCUCAAAUGCUUGCUCCUAAUGUCCAGAUGUUACCAAAAUUCAGACAGCAAGGCCCGCCGCCAAAUGUAACCGGCGGUCAAAUGCCAAUGCAAGGAAAUUAUAAUGAAAAUAUGUUUAAUAUGCAAUCUCAGCCAAGUCCUCUUUCUUCACAAUAUCAAGGUCACAGCCCAGCACCUACCUCCAUAUCUAAUCAAGGCCCAAACAGUAACCAGUCAACAAUUCCAUCACCUGCUGGCCAUCACCCUCAGAGCUUAGGUUCUCAAAUGGCUCCAUCCCCUGUUGUUUACGCCCAGAGUCCUAAUUCACAAAUUGCUCCCUCUCCAGUUGGAAACUAUUCUGUUAGAACUCCUGGAGCUCCUUCACCUGGAAGUGCAUUGAAUACCCCAAUGGCUCCUGGUGCUACGCCUAGUCCAGCAAAUCGAAUUAUUGCUGAAGAUCCUUACCUUGAGAAAAGAAAACAACUAUCAAAAUAUAUUGAUCCAUUGAAGAAAAUGAUUGCUCGUAUAGACAAAGAUGAAAAUAAAAAGAAAGAUUUGCAACGAAUGAAAAACUUGCUUGAAAUAUUAAAUGAUCCAAAUCGAAGGUGCCCAAUGGAAGUCCUUUCAAAGUGUGAACAAGUUCUAGAAAAAAUGAUUCCUUCAUUCAUUCAAGUGGAUGGACUUCUGCCACCAGCACAGCCAGUAACAGCACCAAUGAAAACACAGGAGCAAAAUAUUUGUCAACCUCUAUUGGAUGCACUAGCUAACAUUAAAUCACCCAUGUUCAAUCAUGUUCUUCAGAAGACAUUUGGUCCUCCUAUCACAGCUUUAUUUGGGCAUAGUAUCAGAGUUCCAACGCCUCCCCCCAAAAGGAGAAAAGUAGAAGAUGAUUCUGGUGAAAUAUCUGAUGUUUUGCAAGGGGAAAUUGCUCGUCUGGAUCAGAAGUUCAAAGUGCAGUUGGAUCCGGUUCAACACUUUGGAUCCCGCACAGUCAAUCUAAUCUGCCAAUUAGAUGAUAAAAAUCUUCCCUGUGUUCCUUCAAUCAGCAUAACUGUUCCAGAAAAUUAUCCUGCAAAACCACCUCAAUGUCACACCACUAAAGAUGAAUAUGAGUCAACUACAAUUCUUCAAAGUAUCCAACAGGUGCUUUCAACGAGACUGAGCACGAUGCCACAAAAAUAUUCCAUCACUUCCCUUUUGGACACUUGGGAAAUGAGUGUUCGUCAGGCCUGUGCAUCAAGACCAUUAGCUGUAGAGAAUUAGCUUUGCAUUUUCAACUAUGUUCAAUUAUGUACAAAUGUCAUUUAAAGAAAUAAAGAUUGUAUUUUAUGAA
This is a messenger RNA of Uloborus diversus, 1919 nucleotides long. RefSeq names its product mediator of RNA polymerase II transcription subunit 15-like (gene MED15). Gene Ontology annotation, biological process: regulation of DNA-templated transcription. Gene Ontology annotation, molecular function: transcription coregulator activity. The record is from RefSeq and is a predicted model, not a curated record. Lineage: Eukaryota; Metazoa; Arthropoda; Arachnida; Araneae; Uloboridae.